Molecule: messenger RNA, 738 nt
Organism: Ostrea edulis (European flat oyster)
Lineage: Eukaryota; Metazoa; Mollusca; Bivalvia; Ostreida; Ostreidae
Exons: 2
Coding region: 1-738 (245 amino acids)
Source: RefSeq, a predicted model, not a curated record
AUGGGCAACAUCGAAUCCACUGACCAGAGUAAAAAACCAAACAGAAAAUUAUUGGAGAAGGCUGAAGUAUUGCACGAAAUAGUUCUCAGAACUUUCUAUACAAAGACUUACAGAGUAUGCUCUAUUCCUAACACAGAUCAGUUCUAUGUCAGGGGUAAUAAUGACAUCCUCAGAUGCAUGAACACUAAGGGGGCACUACUGGCGGAGAUCGUCACUGAGUCAACAGCAGAUCUGACAGUCACCAGGGAGGGAUAUCUGGUGUACAUUGACUGGUGGGAUAAAAGUAUCAAAAUACGGAAGAGUGGCAAGAAUGAAUGGCUGAUCACAUCAGAGGACUUUUAUCCAUGGGGCAUCUGUAGUACCUCUACGGAUGAUUUGCUGGUCACCAUGAAGUCCUUUAUUACAGAGAACAAGAACCUAGACAUUGUUGUGAGCAACAUUAAAAUAAAGAAAGUAGUAGUGGUGGAUAAGGAAGGCAAGUUCAGGUUCAGCUAUAAUGGAAAUUUAAAGAAACCAUUUGAUCCCCGUGGUGUGACCACAGACAGCAUGUGUCACAUCCUGAUUGCUGACUCUAGUAACAAUGUUAUACAUAUCAUUUAUCAGAAUGGACAGUUCCUCCAGUACAUAGACAACUGUAACUUACAAGGACCAAAUGAUCUCAGUACCGACAGCAAUGACAUGUUGUUUGUUGCUGAAUUUGAAACUAACAUUGUGAAACAUAUUAAAUAUCUAGAAUAA